Molecule: messenger RNA, 1092 nt
Organism: Cordyceps fumosorosea ARSEF 2679
Lineage: Eukaryota; Fungi; Ascomycota; Sordariomycetes; Hypocreales; Cordycipitaceae
Product: actin related protein 2/3 complex subunit
Exons: 3
Coding region: 1-1092 (363 amino acids)
Biological process (GO): Arp2/3 complex-mediated actin nucleation
Cellular component (GO): Arp2/3 protein complex; actin cytoskeleton
Molecular function (GO): actin filament binding
Source: RefSeq, a predicted model, not a curated record
AUGGCUGCUCCCGAGGUUCACCACUUGUUCCACAACCCAAUCGCCGACCACUCCUUCUCGGCUGACCACAGCGUCCUCGCCGUCGCGCGCGACACGGCCGUCGAGCUCUACGGCAAGGUCGGAAACACCUUCAAGCUCAAAGAUGAGCUGAAGGGUCAUGACAAGACGGUCACCAGCGUUGACAUUGCGCCCAGCAGCGGCCGAAUCGUGACUUGCUCGCAAGACCGCAACGCCCUCGUCUGGGAACCCUCGCCGACCGGAUACAAGCCGACCCUCGUGCUGCUGCGCAUCAGCCGCGCCGGCACCUUUGUGCGGUGGUCGCCGUCCGAGACCAAGUUCGCCGUCGGCUCCGGCGACCGCGUCAUCGCCGUCUGCUACUUCGAGGAGGAGAACGACUGGUGGGUGUCCAAGCACCUCAAGAAGCCGAUCCGCAGCACCAUCACCAGCGUCGCCUGGCACCCCAACUCGGUGCUGCUCGCCGCCGGCUCCACCGACGCCCACGCCCGCGUCUUCUCCGCCUUCAUCAAGGGCAUGGACGCCCGCCCGGAACCGGGCGUCUGGGGCGAGCGCCUGCCCUUCAACACCGUCUGCGGCGAGUUCCUCAACAACUCGGCCGGCUGGGUGCACGCCGUCGCCUUCUCGCCCGGCGGCGACGCGCUCGCCUUCGCCGCCCACGACAGCAGCGUCACCGUCGUCUACCCGGCCGGCCCGGACCAGCCGCCCCGCGCGGUGCUCACCGUCGCGACGCAGCUGCUGCCGUUCAAGAGCCUGCUGUGGAAGUCCGAGGACGAGAUCGUGGCCGCCGGCUACGACUGCGAGGCCUUUCGCUUCCAGGGCGGCGAGACGGGCUGGGAGCUCGCGGGCACCGUCGAGGCCAAGGGGGCCGGUGGCGGCGGCGCCCAGCGCGAGGAGUCGGCGCUCAACAUGUUCCGCCAGAUGGAUCUUAAGGGCAAGGCCAAGGAUGACACGCAGCUCAAAACGACUCACCAAAAUACCAUCACAACCAUUCGUCCCUACGAGUCUUCAGGUGGCCGCGUUACCAAAUUUACUUCCAGCGGUGUCGAUGGUCGUGUCGUUAUCUGGAACGUUUAA